AUUCGCAGCGCUUCUGCUUCCAAUCUGGAUACUCUGAUUGUGUUCCCCCAAAUUCCCAAUUCUUGCAAAGCGAAAACCCUAGAGUACCGAAGCAUGGAUCAAUGGAAAGGCGAUGACUUUGCAGGCGUUUCGGCUUCUCUUCCUGUUGGGUGUGAUUCCAGGAAAAGGGCUGAGGCGGAGACCAAGGACCCGGUUUCUGCUAGGAAGGUUCAGAAAGCUGACCGUGAGAAAUUGAGGAGGGAUCGGCUCAAUGAGCAUUUUAUGGAGUUGGGAAACACAUUAGAUCCAGAUAGGCCGAAGAAUGACAAGGCCACUAUCCUUACAGACACGAUUCAGACGCUGAACGAAUUAACAUCUGAUGUGAACAAAUUAAAGUCUGAGUAUGCCGCACUCAAUGAUGAAUCUCGAGAGCUGACAGCGGAGAAGAAUGAGCUGAGAGAAGAGAAGGCGUCUUUGAAAUCUGAUAUUGAAAAUCUCAAUGCUCAAUAUCAGCAAAGAGUGAGGGUUAUGUUUCCAUGGGGAGCUAUGGAUCCUUCCGUAGUUAUGGCCCCACCUUAUUCGUAUCCGAUGCCUGUAGCUGUUCCGCCCGGUUCCAUUCCUAUGCACCCAUCGCUUCAGCCAUUUUCUUACUAUCAAACUCAAAAUCCAGCAACUGUUCCUAAUCCUUGUCCAACUUUUGUGUCAUAUCCAACUCCUAUCAAUCCUGCAGUAGAGCAGCCAUUGCCCCAACCCCAAUUGUCAUCCGUUUCGCGUGUUUCAAGUAAACAAGAUUCCAAAAGCAAGUCAUCUGAUCAUCGGAGGGGAAACAAUGCUGAAAGAUGUGAUGAGUCCAAUGAGGUGGCAACAGACCUUGAACUUAAGAUGCCUGGAUCUUCAGCACAUCAGGAGUCAUCUUGUGGGACUAGGAAGGGCAAGCAAUCACAAAGGAAAGAUAGAUAUGUUACAGAUGGAAGCUCUUCGAGUAGGUAUUCUUCAUCUCAAGUUGUUCAGGAGAGUUCGUCUAACAGCGUUGGUGAUGUCCCAAAGACCCCCAAGACUAACAAAUGAAGAUGUUCCAUUUGACCAUUCUAUUAUUCUACUGACUUGUGGGGUUAGGAAGGGGCAGUGAUCACAGAGGAAAUAAAGGAGUAUUACAGAGUAUGCUCCUCGAGGAGGCAUUCUUCAUCUCAAGCUUUUUAGGAUGUCCUGUGUAAGAGA
Argentina anserina (silverweed cinquefoil) is the source of this 1197-nucleotide messenger RNA. RefSeq names its product transcription factor bHLH121. The record is from RefSeq and is a predicted model, not a curated record. Gene Ontology annotation, molecular function: DNA-binding transcription factor activity; protein dimerization activity. NCBI's taxonomy places the organism in Eukaryota, Viridiplantae, Streptophyta, Magnoliopsida, Rosales, Rosaceae. The transcript has 5 exons. The coding region runs from base 94 to 1047 and encodes 317 amino acids. Gene Ontology annotation, biological process: intracellular iron ion homeostasis.